CCCCGCGCACCCAAUGCAUUAUAAUGUAAUGACUUCAGACAGCAAUACAACAUGAAUAUUUCUUUUCACUCUUGGCUUGAUGGAUUCUGUAUUCCAUCAGCGGAGCACCUACCCAAGGCAUUUCGCCUACACCAACAUCAAUCAGUCAAAAUGGUCUCCCCCUCCUGGUUCAAAGCAGUCUCCUCUCCCGACAAUGAAGACUGCCACCCGCACUCGGCCCAGGCCCUAAAAGCCUUCCAUGAAGGCAAAACCACCACGCACGAAGCAGCAUCCGCAAUCACCCACCCAAUAGCCACCUCCCCCUCCAACCAUCUCGAUGUCGAAAGGAACGGCCUCUGGAGUCUGCUAAUCAGCGCAUUAAUGGACUGGCCGCGGUCAGAAACCCCAGCGCUUCUGCAGCUUCUGAAAGCGAUCCAGCAGGUUCCGGAUCCAGCGAUUAGAGAGGAAGCGAAGUUGUCUGUGGGAAAUGGGCCGUUCUGGGAUGGACUGCCUGGGUUUGGGCAUAUGUGGGCGGAUGAUUUUGAACGGAGAAAGAUGCUGCGACUGUGUGCGGGACAAAAUGGCCAUGAAAAUAACCGCAGAGAGCUACGUGAGAAAUAUGUCCAUGUAGCAGGACUAGAGGCAACCUUCUGCGACCAACAAAUCGGGGGAAUCAAUCUGAAAUGGGGCUACGAGCGCAUCACAGAUGCCCUGGAACGGGGCGAUGCCAUUUGCGAUAUCGAAGUUCUCAUGGCCGCUGAGUGGCUUAGAAGUCUCCCGCACCGGAUCUACAAGGGCGCAUUGGAACAAGAAGAGGGCUGGCCAUUGAAGAGGGAUCUGGAUCUGUGGACGGGAGAUGUCAUGACUGUGGAACGAUGGCAGUGGUGGAAGAACCGGCAGGAGGAGUACGUGCGAGAGGGAUUGCCGGGGGCAGAUUCGGUUUGGGCGACUGUUCAGGCAAUGGAUGCUGUGGAAUGAAGUGGAUAUCUGUUGGUUUCUGUAUAUACCUUUGCUGCCUGAUUUGAUUUUAAAAUCCAGCCCUGUUUGCCCCCCCCC
This is a messenger RNA of Aspergillus glaucus CBS 516.65, 1035 nucleotides long. RefSeq lists its product as uncharacterized. The record is from RefSeq and is a predicted model, not a curated record. NCBI's taxonomy places the organism in Eukaryota, Fungi, Ascomycota, Eurotiomycetes, Eurotiales, Aspergillaceae. Bases 151 to 957 code for a protein of 268 amino acids. The transcript has a single exon.